CAAAGAAACCGUCGAUAGAAACAAAACAAAUUUUAUUUAUAUUGCAUAGUAUUUUAUGGAACUGACCUACAGCUGUUAAUGAAUUAGAUGCUGUUUUAAUUAGUCAUCUGUUGAAACAUGGUUUAUUUUUUAAAGUGAUGACUGUCUCAAGAAUAAUGUUUAGGCACAUACUUUCAUCCUGCCGUACUGCAUUUUAAUAUCAGUGUCCCACUAAUUUAACUAUGAUCCCGAGGACUGGAAUGUCUCCUGCGUAUUCUUUGGUACCCCCAAAACGUCUAACUGCGCUUUGGUUCGAAAAGAUGCGAUAUUGCCGCGUGGAUCUUGCAUUUGACUGAAAUUCGCCCAUGGACGAGAAUAAGGAAGCGGCAUACUGACCACGAAAUCAAGAGGAAUGAUUUGCCCCUUCGUGAAAAUUCUGACAACCUUAUUUGCUUGUUUCUUCGAGGCCACCAACUUCAGGGUGAUAAGUGCUAAGGAGCAUGACUCCAGAAUGUCAGGAAGAGGCUCCUCACUGACCAUGUCUCCCUCCGAUUUUCUGGACAAAUUAAUGGGCAGAACAUCAGGCUACGAUGCACGGAUCAGACCGAAUUUUAAAGGUCCUCCUGUAAACGUUACUUGCAAUAUUUUUAUCAACAGUUUCGGCUCCGUGACAGAGACAACCAUGGAUUACAGAGUGAACAUUUUCCUGAGGCAGCAGUGGAAUGACCCUCGGCUGGCCUAUAGCGAGUACCCGGAUGACUCGCUGGACCUGGACCCCUCCAUGCUGGACUCCAUCUGGAAGCCUGACCUGUUCUUCGCCAACGAGAAGGGCGCCAACUUCCACGACGUCACCACCGACAACAAGCUGCUGAGGAUCUUCAAGGACGGAAAUGUGCUCUACAGCAUCAGGCUCACUCUUAUUCUGUCCUGUCCAAUGGAUUUAAAGAACUUUCCCAUGGAUGUACAGACUUGUGCCAUGCAACUGGAGAGCUUCGGUUAUACCAUGAAUGAUCUGAUCUUCGAGUGGCUGCACGAGGGGCCGGUGCAGGUGGCCGAAGGCUUGACCCUGCCCCAGUUUAUCAUGAGGGAUGAAAAAGAGCUGGGCUACUGCACCAAACACUACAACACAGGUAAAUUCACUUGCAUUGAGGUGAAGUUCCACUUGGAGAGACAGAUGGGUUACUACUUGAUCCAGAUGUACAUCCCCAGCUUGCUCAUCGUAAUCCUGUCCUGGGUGUCCUUCUGGAUCAACAUGGACGCUGCACCUGCCAGGGUGGCGCUGGGAAUCACCACAGUGCUCACCAUGACGACACAAAGUUCAGGAUCCCGAGCCUCCUUGCCAAAGGUGUCCUACGUCAAGGCCAUUGAUAUCUGGAUGGCUGUGUGUCUUCUGUUCGUGUUCGCUGCGCUGCUUGAAUAUGCUGGAGUUAACUUCGUCUCCAGGCAACAGAAGGAAUUCCUCCGCUUGAGGCGAAGGCAGAGGCAACAUCACAAGGACAACGAGAUGAGGGAGAGCCGCUUUAGUUUCACAGGGUACGGCAUGGGCCAUUGCCUGCAGGUGAAGGACGGUACAGCAGUUAAGGCCCCAGCACCAAACCCUGCACCUCUACCCCCCAAGGACCCGGACAGCACGAAGAAAAAAUUUGUGGACAGGGCCAAGAGGAUUGACACAGUGUCCAGGGCUGCCUUUCCACUGGCUUUCCUCAUCUUCAACAUCUUUUACUGGAUUACCUACAAAAUCAUCAGGCACGAGGACAUCCGCAAAGAGUAGCUGCUCCACUCCACAGGACCUGUCAGACUGACAUCUGAGACAACCCAUGAGUCAAAACAAAAUGUCUUUUUUGUGAAAACUAUACUGAGACUUAACAGAGUGACUGGGAGGGGCACUGUCAUGUUAUGUAAUGUCUUCUUAGGAAUAGAAGAGCCGAUCUCUUCCAUAGUAUAGAAAAAAAUGUACAUAUGUGCAUAAAUUUGGAAAUAAGUGACUAAAUAUUGAAAAAAAACAAGCAUGUAUUUAUUAUUCAUGGUUAUUUCCUGAAGGCUGCAAAAUUGUUUUGAUGACACAAAACAUACUGUUUAUAGCUGAGAUAAACUGAGGUAACAUG
Messenger RNA from Megalops cyprinoides (Indo-Pacific tarpon), 2084 nucleotides. RefSeq names its product glycine receptor subunit alpha-2. The record is from RefSeq and is a predicted model, not a curated record. The transcript is spliced from 9 exons. Gene Ontology annotation, molecular function: transmitter-gated monoatomic ion channel activity; glycine binding; chloride channel activity. The coding region runs from base 392 to 1750 and encodes 452 amino acids. Gene Ontology annotation, biological process: signal transduction; chemical synaptic transmission; nervous system process. Gene Ontology annotation, cellular component: neuron projection; synapse; plasma membrane. Lineage: Eukaryota; Metazoa; Chordata; Actinopteri; Elopiformes; Megalopidae.